Catharus ustulatus (Swainson's thrush) is the source of this 4521-nucleotide messenger RNA. RefSeq names its product MOB kinase activator 1B (gene MOB1B). Gene Ontology annotation, molecular function: protein kinase activator activity. Gene Ontology annotation, biological process: hippo signaling; positive regulation of protein phosphorylation. The transcript is spliced from 6 exons. Gene Ontology annotation, cellular component: cytoplasm; nucleus. NCBI's taxonomy places the organism in Eukaryota, Metazoa, Chordata, Aves, Passeriformes, Turdidae. Bases 73 to 723 code for a protein of 216 amino acids. The record is from RefSeq and is a predicted model, not a curated record.
CUCCGCGCUGCCAUUGGGAGCCGAGCCGCGCCGAGCCCAGGCAGCCGCCGCUCCCGCUCCGCCGCCGUCGCCAUGAGCUUCUUGUUUGGCAGUCGCUCCUCCAAGACCUUCAAGCCAAAGAAGAACAUUCCCGAGGGCUCUCACCAGUACGAGCUGCUCAAACAUGCCGAGGCCACGCUGGGGAGCGGCAACCUCCGCAUGGCUGUGAUGCUCCCCGACGGGGAGGACUUGAACGAAUGGGUUGCAGUUAACACUGUCGACUUCUUCAACCAGAUCAACAUGCUCUAUGGAACCAUCACGGACUUCUGCACGGAGGAGAGCUGCCCCGUGAUGUCUGCUGGCCCAAAGUACGAGUACCACUGGGCAGAUGGCACAAACAUCAAGAAACCCAUCAAGUGCUCCGCGCCCAAGUACAUCGAUUACCUGAUGACCUGGGUCCAGGACCAGCUGGAUGAUGAAACGCUGUUUCCUUCUAAAAUAGGUGUACCAUUCCCAAAGAACUUCAUGUCAGUGGCCAAGACGAUUCUCAAGCGACUCUUCAGAGUUUACGCUCACAUCUACCACCAGCACUUUGACCCGGUGAUCCAGCUGCAGGAGGAGGCACACCUCAACACUUCUUUCAAGCACUUUAUAUUUUUUGUUCAGGAAUUCAAUCUUAUUGAUAGAAGAGAACUUGCACCACUUCAAGAACUGAUUGAAAAACUCACCUCCAAGGACAGAUAAAAGGAAGAGGACUUCUUCAAGUCACUUGUUUCUUUAAGCGAGCGUGUGGUAUUUGUUUUUUUGUUAAUUUGUUUUUUUUAAAAAAGAAACCGAAACAACCCCCCUGUGCUGUUAUCAGUGACAGCUGAGAUCUACUUUCUGUGCUUUUACUAGGGGAAAUCUUUUCUCUGUUAGUGACAUGUGGUAAAUAGCUUUUUUUAUUAUUAUUAUUAUUUUAUUGUCGUUACUCAUUGUGGAAUUUCUAGGAGGUGCUGAGUGUUUGUAAAGGAAACGUGCUUGGUUGGGGGAUUGACUCUGCUGGUGGAUGGGUUCUUGUGUUGUGUCAGUGGUAGCCCAUUCUCAUGAAGUCCCUGGAAGACUUGCUUACAUUCUCUAAGUGCCUUGGCAGACUCACUUCUGAGGUGCAAAGCACAUACAAUACUGAACAUUGCUGGAAACAGAAAAUAUGUACUAACACCCAGACACUUACUGAAACUUGUUUUGAAAAUGUCUAUCUAUGCUUACAGUAAAAAAAAAAAAAAAAAAGCCAUAACUUGCUGAAAUCAAUGAUCUCCAGCUUUUAAUACAAAUACUUAUCUUAUUUUUUUAGAGAUAAAUAUAGAAUUUUUCAAAACUAGAUUAGUUCUUACAAAGAAAAGGCGAAGUUCUCACUAAAGCAAAAUGGCCAAGGUGGUAAAAUUACACACACCUUGUGCUUAGCAAGUAGUUCCAUGUCUGCUGCCAUGGGACUUUGCAUAGUUGCUUUUAUUUUCUUAGCAGGAAAUAAAUCAUCAGUUGGGUCAGCCAGCUUGUUAAGUUCCCCUAGCAGUUGCCAAAUGAACAGGUAGUUUGCACAAAUACUAUUAGGGAAAAUAUUCCCUAGGAAGAAUUGCACUUGGGUAGUAGUAGUGAUAAUAAUACGGAAAACCUGGUUUGAAAAAUAACUGGUGGAAAGGUGUUUUUAAGUUAGGAGUGCCAAGCCUGGCUCUGAGGAGGGGCUCUGGUGGCCAGUGUUUGCUGUUUGAGGAGAUGUGUCUUGGAGGGGAGAUAAUUUCAUGGGCUGCUUUGGAGUUUUGUUACUGUGAUGGUUAAAAUCACUGCCCACCUUCAGGGAGCUCCAGCUGUUGGGAAAAGCAACAGCAGCAGGUGAGGCCAAGGUGAGCACAUGACAGACAAGCUGAGCUUCUGUUUUGCACCCCGUGGCUUGGCCAAAAACGCUGAGUAAAGCUGGAGCUGGCGUGCAGAAGAGGUGAGUGGCCAUGGGCACAGCCAGCAGGGAACAGCUGAGCGCAGGAAUGACUCACUUGGGAGUGCUGGGUUCUGCUGAGGGAUCCUGAUCUUCUGGCUUUUCCUGUGCCACCAUCCGCCUGCCAGUGGGGAACCGAUCUCCCAAAUCCACAGUGCACGCUGUAGACACAGAGUGAGCAAGGCAGGAGCUCCCAGGUGCUCAGCAGGUGAUGUCUCCCACUAAAUGUCAGGGUGGCUCCUUGGUUUGGUGCCAUGUGCCAGCAAAAAGGAUCAGAGUGUAGGAAUGAGGGCACGGCAGGGCAGUGCUUCAGGUUCCCAGAACACUUCUGCCCUAGGAGAGCUUAGUUCUUGUUGUUGUUGUUGCAGUUUUUAUUUUUUUGAACAGCCAAUUCUAGAAAUCCAGAGGCAUCUGCUGCAGUUCAGCCAAUCAGAAUUGGGAUGUACUGAGUAUAAAAAUGAGUUCUAGGUGUGGAUAGCGUGGUUUUUUUACUUCAAUAUCUGGCAGUAGAAAGUCUUUGACCGAAUAGUUUCUAGGCACGUAAUAAAAGCUUGGAGAUCAUGAUUUGCCUGACAGCUGUAUGAACACAUUGUUUAAUUACACAACACUUGAAAAGAACAUCAGUGAGGACGUGUUUGCAGUGGUGGGGAUUUAGGAUCCCCGUGCUGUUUCUUUUUGCAGCUUUUCAUUGUUGUUUUGCUUCUGGAAGCUGUGGGACCAGAAAUUGCUGUGUGUUUACACUCUCGGAGUAAGGGCACGUGGAAAUGCCGCUCAAAGGAAUCUGGAUCGAGUGAAUGUGUUUAUAAAAUAGUGCAUUUAUGGGAGGAGAGGGGGGGACACCCCCUGCCCCUCCAAAUGAACCCCAGAGACAAACCCUGCGCUGCUCCAGGCCCCCAGUGUGCACUUUGAGGGGACAAAACCUUCCAGCUUUGGUCGUGGGGAGCACAAAGUGCCAGGGGGGUGAGGCAGGCUGUGCUUGCAGUGCUGCCUCAGGCCUUCCAGCCUGGCAGGCUCCCAGGUUCCUGUGGUUUGUGGUGUUGCUGCCAGCACCCUGGGCCUUGUCAGGGGUUUGGGUGGAGCUGGGAAGGGGCAGAGGGCCGCGUGCACGGAGCUCUGGCAGUGCUCAGGUGGAGGGAUGUGGGAUGUGCUGUCCAAGCCAGGGAUACAGGUUACUCCUGCCAACGGGAGCAAAGCCAGCACCUGCUGGUGCAGGUGGCCGAGGGGACAGAACAGGUUCUGAGGGGCAGGCAGCCCAUCUGCAAGUACCCAGUUUCUUUUCCUGCUUACUAUGCAAUGUAGAGCUUUGAACUUUGCUUUUCCGUGGAGGUAGAGAGGAGCCCUGUCCUUACUCAGUCCUUGGGAACUGAGCCCUCUCCCAGUGUCCCUGACCCCCACUUAACAGGUAAGGACACCUAUUUGCUGCUAUGGACUCUCAACUUACCUUUCAGAUUGUUCCUUUCUAUUUCUCACCCCUCUUCCUUUCUCCUGGGUCACCAGGCACAAUUUUACUGUAAACACAUCCUGUUGGAUAGCUGUGUUUUCCCUUGCUGCCCUCUCCUCCUCUCCUGCCUGCCAGAGUGCUGUUACUGUACAUAACCCCCCUUUUAGUUGGAUUAUUUAAGGAGCUGCAGCACCAACAGAGAUUCCUUGCUUCUUUCCCUUCCAAAAUACUCCUUUUCACACCAAAUCUCGUUUCCUUCACUGCUGGUAGCAGUUGUCUCUUUUCCAAUCCCUCACUCCUAAAACCACUGGCAGUUUUAUGGAUGCCCACCUUUUUUUCCUGGAUAUCUUCACUUUAACACGAGACUAGCAUUGGUGAUUUUCAGUGUUAAACCUCCUUCUUUCCCUGCUUUCCUUAUGGUUUCCUCUUGCCAGGUUCAGUUUGCAGCCUAGGAAAAUACCCAAUUCCUUUAUUUUGUUGGAAGAAGCAAUUCCCCAAAUUGUUCAUAGAAUACUGUAUUUUUAGGGGAGAUUAAUUUUUUAUAGCCACUAAACUAUACUCAUUAUUUUUGUACGUUUGCAACUUGGGGACAAUUUUUCCGAGCCGUGUCGCGGAGGGAACGUUUGAUGCUGUUUGACUACUUGGGAAUGCUGUGGUUGUGUGGUGUGGAGGCACACGCCUGGAUGUGCACUGGGAGAGAGAGAAGGAUGCAAUGAAAAUGAACGAGGCUUCAGUAAAAAAACAAAACAAAAAAAGAAACAAACUCCAAAAGCGACACUAACCUUUCCUCCUCCUUUAAAAUCCUGAAAUGUGUGGGAGAAAACACAGUGUAAUGUCUAAAAUGCAAGGAGAGAACCUUUACUGUGAGCUAACUGUGCCAAUACCGCUUUCAGUUUGUAGUCACUGAUGGAGAUUUCAGUUUUAAAUGAAAACAGCUUUUGAUUAAAAAAAAAAAAAGUUGAAUGUCUGAAAAUCUGCACCGUGUUUAUUUGAGAGUUGUAAAUAAUGUAUACAGAUGGUUGUAUGUGAUGGGGCAGAAUAUUUAAAUCCUAGGGUUUGUUUUUUUUUUUUUUUUUUUCAAUAAGAAACUGAAGGCUGUUUAUAAGAGAAAAUAAAUAGCUAUGUUUGACCA